Messenger RNA from Carassius auratus (goldfish), 4704 nucleotides. RefSeq names its product zinc finger protein 704-like. Gene Ontology annotation, biological process: regulation of transcription by RNA polymerase II. Gene Ontology annotation, cellular component: nucleus. Gene Ontology annotation, molecular function: DNA-binding transcription factor activity; RNA polymerase II cis-regulatory region sequence-specific DNA binding. NCBI's taxonomy places the organism in Eukaryota, Metazoa, Chordata, Actinopteri, Cypriniformes, Cyprinidae. The record is from RefSeq and is a predicted model, not a curated record. The transcript has 7 exons. The coding region runs from base 157 to 1161 and encodes 334 amino acids.
UGUUGAUGUGAGAGUGCGCUUAACAUCUGCCUCUGCUUGACAUAAUUGGUUUUAGUUGAUCCACGUCUUAAGAUGAUUCUCAGUGAUUGGUGAACCUCAUUUCUCUCUCUCUCUCUUUUGAACAGGAGGCCUUCUGGUCUUGCUGAUAAAGAGGUGAUGGCCGCCACCGUCCUGACCAUACUGUCCACCAGCCCGUUGGUGCUCAACCCUUCCUCCAGUGCCUCAGGUGCAGAUUUGGCUGGUAAGGGCUGGAAGGAGAGCCUGUCUGCCAGCUACAGCAGUUCUACCAGUGGGAACUGGAGCUGGGACGCCAGCGACCAAUCGGUGCCCUCCACUCCGUCCCCGCCCCUCUCCAAUGAUCCCGGCAAGAGCUUCCUGCUUUCCUCCCAGAGUGAUGACAACAUUGAGGAAACCGAGAGUACACACUUCCUGUUCGAGGACCCCAUCCCCCGAAAAAGAAAGAACUCCAUGAAGGUGAUGUUUAAGUGUCUGUGGAAGAACUGUGAAAAAGUCCUCAGCACUUCCUCAGGGAUCCAGCGCCACAUCCGCACCGUGCACCUGGGGCGAAAUGGAGAUUCGGACUACAGCGAUGGCGAGGAGGACUUCUACUACUCUGAGAUCGAGGUGAACAUGGACACGCUUUCGGAGGGGCUGUCCAACCUCACGCCCACCUCUCCUACUACGUCCGGCCCGGCCCCCUUCUUCCCCGUCUUGACCUGUGAUGCGUCUCGAUCUGAGCCCGCCCGUAUGAUCCACACCCCCCUCAGCCAAUCAGCACCUUCGGCUCUGUGCCAUAUCCGCACUGACCACGCUUACCAGGCUACAACCCCUGUCAGCAUUCCCAGCAUGCCCUCUGAUCCGCCUCACAGUGAGGAUAGGAUCAGUGUAUCCUGGCAGUCGCCCCCUGUCAUUUAUAAAGCUCUACCGGGCCCGAUGACUCAGAUCCGCACUGUUAGCAUCGGUGAGAAGAGACAGCCUGUUAACCACACCACUGUCAGCAAAACACACGCCAACACCACCUCCAACGCCAAACCCACUACUGGAACCAGGAAACCGCGUGGCGAAGCCAAGAAGUGCCGAAAGGUGUAUGGCAUGGAGAAGAGGGACCUGUGGUGCACAGCGUGCCGCUGGAAGAAGGCCUGCCAGCGCUUCACUGACUGAGCGUUAUCCCUCACCCCACUAUAAAAUGUGCUCUUUUAUUGCGGCUGUCCCAUGGACUGAGCGCCGGUGUCUCCUGCACACUCUCAGAGCGAACUUCACGAGCUGAGAUGUGUCCGUCUGAAGCGUGUGGCCUUUUUAAUGUCACUGAUUCCUCCAGGCCACCAGGGGUGCUCUUAUCCUACCGCUUCCAUGGUGGAACACUGAGACUUUCAUUCAGAAAAAAAAAAUUGAUAAAAAGCAAAAAAAAGAUUUUAGAAAAAAGCUUUUGCUGCAUUGCAUAUUAAGGCAAAAAUAUUUGUUUUCUUCCAUAAUCCAGAAACAAUUCAAAGGCGAUUUUUUUUUUCUACAGCUAACAAUUUUCCAUGAUUUUUAGUGUGGCAGACUUUAUACAUAACAGUUUUUACUGUCUGUGGAAAAACUCCCUAAGAUACUUUCGAUGUUUAUUAUUGAGUAUUCCAAACCGUUAACCCUCUUAAACCGGGUUGCACUUACCGAGCAACUCAAAUUGGUUUCAUUUAUCAUUUAAGCUUUGUUCAAAAUCAGACUGUUUCUGGACAUACCGCUUCAUUUUGCCUACAAGCACUUUUUAACGGCAAUUUCUAUUUUGAUCAAGCAAGAGUUCAGUUUAGCGCUGCAUCACAAUCGGCGGGUUGAGCGUUUUAGCAAAUAGUCAAGAACUGUUUCAACACACAUUGCUAAAGUAAUACCUCUAAACGAGAAUGAGCCUUUCGGAGAGAGCCUUUAGUGUACUUCAGCGCGAGUAGUUGUAGUGCAGUGAAUGUAAACUGGCUUCUCUCGGCGCUAACACACCCAAACUAUCCUGUCCCUCACAGAUCAACUGCCUCUUCAUAAGCUAUGAGGUUUAUUCCUGUCAGUCCACAGUAUUAAUUCAAUGGCAGGCACUUUAACCGAUUUUACAGACAAUCUGCUGUCCAGGGAAGACAUCCCAGUCUAAUGUGAUCCAUAAAUCAAGUGUUUUCCACACAAACACGCCUUCAUGCAUAACACGGCCAAUUCAAGCCGCAUUAUGCUCCUUAAGGAAUUAUUUCCAUCUCAUUCAGCAUGUGGAUAUUAUUCACGUAAAGGAAACGUUUGCGCUGAUAACGUGUAGAUGUCGUCCACUCUGCUUUCUUUUCAUAUCGAGGUGAUCAUGUGAUGUCUUCAUGUAAACUCGAUAUAAGCCAAGCAGUUCUUACACUGCAAAAUAUGAAAUAUGAUUUGUCUUAUAUACAAAUAUCUAAAACAUUCUUCAAUCAGGAUGCAUAGGCGUGAGAGAGAAAAUGACUUGUUUUACGAAGAAAAAAAAGUAUCGGAAUUUAGUGAUUUCAUGCUUAAAACAAAAGUUCAUUUUUCUUAGAUUCUUUUUCUUGUUGUAAGCAUAAACUCACUUACUUUUGGAUAUGUUUUCAGAAAACUGGAUAUUAUAUCAGAGUAAAUGUAUCUUGAUUUAAGAAUGCUUGAAUAACAAAAACAUAUUACAAAAGAUAUUUUGAACUAAUAAAACACUGACAGUCAUUGGACAUUUGAAUGUGAUCUGAAUCUUAAAGGGACAGUUCACCCCAAAAUAAACAUUGUCGUCAUUUCCUCACCCUCAUGUCAUUUCAAGUCUGUUUGACUUGCAUUUAACAUGGAAAAAUAUAAUUUUUUUAUUUAUAAUUGUAUUUUUGUCUAUACAAUUGAAGUUAGAUGGGGUCACAAACAACAUUGGACCCCAUUGGCUUUCAUUGUGUGCACAAAAAUGCCAAAGAUAGUGAGACAUUUUUCAAAAAUGUUCCACAAAGAAAGAAAAAGAAGAAAAGUAAUAGUCAUGGAACAACAUGAGGAAUGAUGAGAACUAUCCCUUUAGGUUCCAAGAUGCAUUUUUAUGUUUUACGUUUAUCAUAAAAACUCAUAAAAGAAACUCUAAUUCCGACCCAAAUACAUUUUUGACAUUAUAUUUGACCUUCCAGGCAGUAUAGGAAUUAAAUCAUGUUUAAAUCAUGACCAAAACUGGCAAUCAAAAUGUAGCUCUCAAAAACAUUUAAUAAAUAAUAAAGUGUAGCAGUUUAACCAUUAAUGAUGGAAAUCAAAGAAACAAUCAAGCAGGUUCGUAAUUGCCAAAUGAACGAGUUUAUCAAUAUAUAUUGUCCAAUCACAGCUUAGAGCAGCUUUGUCUCCUCUUUCCCAGAGGUCAGAAAGGAAAGAGCAUCCCUCUCAUGAUCAUAACUUUCACUAAGUGCCAAUGAGAAGAACAAGAGGGAAAGAAUACAAUUGCACUAACUUGUACUGCACAAAACGUAUAUUUUUAUGUACCUUUUUUUACGCAGAAUUUGAAGUUUUUAAAAAGCAAAUGCUUAAUGGUUGUCUGUCGACCGACCGCCGUGAUUCUCUCUUCGGGUCAGGGAUGGGGUCAAUCCUCUGACCCUGCUACUAUAAGCUUACGAGGCGGUACUUUGCGGCGGCGUGUUGAUUUGGGCCUCGCAGUGCGUGACACCGGUCAUGUGACUGCAGGUGACUAUCAUCCAGGCUGGUUUCUAGGGAACGUCACUGUCUUGAUUUCAAAUAAAGAUGGUUUCCUAUGUUCAACAUUGUGUUUGCCUUCAUAGGAACAGAGUCGAGGGAAGAUUUGGAUUUUAGGCAUCAGGUGGUCAGACAGUGUCGCUUUAAAUACCUUCAUCAAUUUCAUGGCUUUGAUAUGAUAUUAAAUCCAUACGAGGAUGCCUAUACGUUUUUAAAAAUUCACUGUAGUGAAUAUAACGUGUAUAUAUAUUCAUUGUAUAUUUUGGGGAAACAGGGGAAAAAGAAGCAUCAACGAAUGUAAAAUCUACUAAAUGAAUCGCAUGCAAUCUGAGUUCGUUUUAUCGGCUGUCUCACACAAUUUUCUUUCAUAUCAAGUCGUUAGAACCACUCAGUGUUUUUCUUUAGUUUUCAUUUUCAGUUGGCGCUUGCAUUGAUGCCUUUUCAUUGUUUUGUGUACAUCACGGAGUAUGUACCAUUGUGAGGCAGGAGGGACGUUACUAUGUGGAUCAUUGCGUCAUUCUGCCCUGCACAUUCCGAUAGAUGAUUUUACGUUAGUUCGUAUGAGCCUUUGUCUAUCUGUUCCCCAUUAUUCUGACUUCACUGAUUGCCUGUUGCUUUUCAGCCAGGAUAUUAAGCUAAACACCCAAGAAAAUGUGUAAAAAACAAACAAAAAAAACUCCACAUUCUUUCUUUGUAACAUUUUGGAAUGUUUCCGCGUCUUUAAAAGCAUCAUAAUAAUCCCACUAUUCAAUACAGAUUCUUUUUUCAGAACAACUCUUCUGGCCUUGUUUAACUGUUGAGGUCUUGUAACUUUGUCGAGCAUUUCUUUUUCUUUUCAUUGGUUGAAAUUUGAUGCAUGUCAUGUAUCAUCUUUGUACUAUCUUGCUUUAUUGGAACCAUUAUAGUUUUUCAGAAGUUGACAGUGACGUGUUGAGUGAAUGAACGAGAGGAUGGAGGUGUUUUUGGUGUUGACUUUGGUUGGUUGGUGAUGAGAGUGUGAUUUCUGUGGCUGUAAUGUGGAGCUUGGAAUAAACAUGGAUUUCA